AUGAGUUACAAACCAAAUGAGAGGUUAUGCAAAAAGGCGUUUUGGGAGGAGUGCUACAAAACCGAGUUGAAGAAUUUUUCAGACAACCCGAGUGACGUGGGAGAAGUUUGGUUUGGUGAACAAAUUGCGGAACAGGUUGUUGACACUCUUCAGAAUUACGCGUCGACAAAUUUAAGGGUUUUAGAUGUUGGUUGUGGGUGUGGAUAUACUUUAUUGUUACUUUUCCAAGCGGGGUACACGCGAUUGUAUGGUGUUGAUUAUUGCGAGGGUUCUGUUGAGUUAACAAAGAAAGUUUUGACUGAAAAUAACGUUGAUAUGGACGAUGUCAUUGUCGAAAAGUUAGACUUGUUGGACGAGUAUUGCAUUGAUACUUCUGAAAUUAAAGAGGCGGACGUCAUUAUCGACAAAGGAACAUUUGAUGCAAUCAUGGUAGCCCCAGAAAAGACCGAGAAUGCAGGGAAGUAUAAAAGGUACAUUAGCCAAGUAUUGGCGGAAGGCGGGAUAUUUGUCAUCACAAGUUGUAAUUGGACCGAAGACGAGCUUGUUGACUGGCUUGGAAAUGGCUUGGAUGUUAUCGACCAAAUCAAGGAAGGAUCAUAUUCAUUUGGAGGAUCACAAGGAUCAAAGACAACAACACUCUUUUUUAGAAAAAUAUAG
Entamoeba invadens IP1 is the source of this 657-nucleotide messenger RNA. RefSeq lists its product as hypothetical. Gene Ontology annotation, biological process: peptidyl-lysine monomethylation; peptidyl-lysine dimethylation. The record is from RefSeq and is a predicted model, not a curated record. Bases 1 to 657 code for a protein of 218 amino acids. The transcript has 2 exons. NCBI's taxonomy places the organism in Eukaryota, Evosea, Mastigamoebida, Endamoebidae. Gene Ontology annotation, molecular function: protein-lysine N-methyltransferase activity. Gene Ontology annotation, cellular component: cytoplasm.